Scylla paramamosain (green mud crab) is the source of this 4359-nucleotide messenger RNA. RefSeq lists its product as uncharacterized. Lineage: Eukaryota; Metazoa; Arthropoda; Malacostraca; Decapoda; Portunidae. The transcript has 12 exons. Gene Ontology annotation, cellular component: membrane. Bases 198 to 2018 code for a protein of 606 amino acids. The record is from RefSeq and is a predicted model, not a curated record.
AGUCAACCAGCGUGGUGUGAAGCAGCUGACUCCAGUGGCCGGUCUGGUGGUGCUUUUGGUGCUGUGUCAACGAACUGCACGACGGCGUGCUGCAAAGGGAUACACACGGGGAAUAGUAUACACACCACACAGGGAGAGGCGUUACUGCCCCUGGAGGCUCUGGUUGGUACUGGUCAGCUCGUCAGAACAUCAGUGCGAUGCAGAUUACGGGCGUGACCAGGGACGGGAGUGACGGAGGAGCAGCAGAGGAGGACACGCUGACGCCCUUUCUGACGCCCCAGCAUCUUGCCAAGACCCCCGCACAGUCCUUCUUCAGUGUGAUCAAUUCUAGGCCCUCGAGGAGCAUUGCGCGCCACUACAGCCUCCAGGACUCGCUCGACCAGUACCACGACGCCUACUCCACCCUGACGCGGCUCCAUCACACCAACGGCCACGCCUCGGCCUCUAUCCACGCCCUGCCCGCCGCCAGUAGGGGAGGCUACCGACCACUAGACUCGGAACCAUCCACCUACACUUUCGAUGGGGCUGCGGGGCCAAGUGACGGCGUUGGGAACCACGGACGGGUUCGCCACGCCAGCCACUCCUCCGCCCAGCCGCCCUUCACCAGCCCUCCGCACAUCGGUCGCUUGUCCCUCUCCACCACCUCCCUCAAGCGAGCAUCCGCCGACUCUCCGUGUCUGCUGGCGAAACCACCGAGCAGGGCUGACUCGUCCCCGGUACAACUCGUACAGAAAACAGGGAACUGGAGGCAAAACUACCGUCCGUGCGUGGAGAUGGUGCGAGAGGGCGGCGGAAUGUUUGUCCCCAUCGCUGAGGCAGAGAUCACCGCUACCCAGAAACCCGUCGUGUCGAAACCUUACAACGUGAUCGAGAACAACAACGAUGAUGGAUGGAGGAGGAACUACGUGGAGUGUGUGGAAGGGCGCGCGCUGCUGCUGGGGGACGAAGGAGGAGGAGAUGACGGUGGUGGUGGUGGGUUGUCGCCGACGCGUCAGGAGGUGCAUCUCGUCCCUGCUCGCCUGACGCAUCUCCCGCCGAAGGACGCUGAGCUGCAGAUGUAUUCCUUCGCUCCUUACCGGAAGGGAAGAAAAGGGAGAGGAGAAACGGAAGAAACGAGGAAGAACGCUGCAAUACGGAUAAUCGAGAAGGUGCAGCGGCGGCGAGCGGGUUUGCAGAGACUGAGGGAGGAGUUCCGCCUGGAGAACCUUUACCUCGAGCACAAGGUUCCUCACUUGUUCGUCUCCUCCCAGUGGCAGCAGCAUAACCGGAUGUCAUGCCUGUACCUGGGCUACCGGCUGUUCUGGGCGCUGUACUUCUCCAUGUGGGCGGUGUGGGCGUGGGUGGGUUCCAUGGGCUACGACGCACCGGCGAGCCUCAAGGUCUACUUCCCUACCUACCUCACCAACUGGAGCAUCUGGACAUUGGCGGUGGAUACUUCCCUCCAGGCCGUGAACGUAAUACUGCACCUCAAGAAGAUAGCUGAUGACGGUGACGUGGUGUACCCAUCUAUGACGCGGCUGAUGAAGGUGUCGUGGGUGCUGUCCAACAUCAUGGGCCCUGUGCACUUGUUCGUCGCUCUGGGCUACUGGAUCGUGGUGUUCCCUAACAGGAGCGACGAGUCGCUGAACGAGAUCGGCAUCAAUACUCAUAUCAUGCCCGCCCUUUACAUCCUUCUGGACUUGGCAGUGUCCGCAACCCCACGCCGCCUCGUGCACGUCUACCAGCCCAUCAUCUUUGUCUUCACCUAUGUCUUCUUCAACCUCAUCUACUACCUUUGCGGGGGCCUGGACUACUUGGGUCGCCCUGCUCUGUACCCCUUCAUGGACUGGACACAGCCGGGAAGCACCAUAGGGAUUAUGUUUGUUACCAUUUUUGGUGUCAUCCCCUUCCUGCAUGCUGUGAUCUGCUUACUCUAUGCAUCCAGAAUCAACAUGUGGCGCCGCCUCAAAAUAUCAAGGUAUGCCAGAGAGGAGGAUGAGAUGGACCAGGUGGACGGGGCACAAGAACAGAAGGUCUAAGAUGAAUCGUGGUGGACAAACUGCUUCACUUGUACUGGAUGUGUGAAGGGUAAUUCUUUUGUAUCAGAACUUCAAAACAAUCUGAACUUAUUCCUAAAACAAAACCAAGAUUGUAUAUAUAUAAGCACAAAACAUCACAAUUGUUUCUUCUGGCAGUGAAUUGUUAGUAAUAUUUUUCUUAUUAGCAAUGGGUUGUUGCUAGCCAUCUUUCAAAAUGAUAAUAAUACACCAUGAAAAAUCUAAAAAAAACCUCAAUGUGAAGUUAUUUGAGAUGUUGAGGAUGACAUGCUCAGUUUUCUUGAUGUGAUCAAUACAUGUGCCAUGGGUUGACAGCCCAGCAGCCUUAUGAGAAAGCUAGUAGUAUUACACCCAUACAUUUUGGCUUCCAUAUGCACAACUUUGCUAAACUCCCCAUGGCAAGAAAAGACUAAUGAACAGUUUUCAGUACUCUUACUAUUGAUGUGUGUGUGUAUGUGUGCGGAUGUGCAUAGCUUUCUGGGACAGUCCUGGAGAAGGCCUUAGCUGGGAGGCAGCCACCAGAGUAAAUGCACUAUGAUUCUGAUGUAAAGGAAUUGUAGAUUAUUUACUCUGGCAACCACAUCACCUUAACUAGUCUUAGAUGUUCUCUAGUAGCAAAGCUCUAUGUUGUUUUCCUAAGUAUUGUACAAACAGUGAUACUGGGAAAGCAGCUCUCUGGGGGAGUCAGUAAGUUUGCAUUACAGUGUCUCCUUUUGUAACCAUAGUCUGUGUUAAACAUGUUACCAUCAAAUUGACCAAAGAUUUAUUCAUCAAUCCCUUUGUAGAAUAAGCAUGUACAUACACUUGAUGGGAGUAAAAUGUGUGGCUUGAUAACAAGGAAGUGCUCUUUUGGACUGUGGGAGUUUUUCAUUCUUAUUUGUUGUCAUUUCAUAUCAGGAGAGUUACUUUGUAAAUAUGAGAGAUCUUGAGUCAUUCAUUAUGACUGCCAAAGAAACUCUGCUCCUGAAAUGUACCAUAAGAUUGAGCACCACCACUUUUCGUCUUCAUGAUCCCUUUGGUGAGUGUUUUUUGGAAGAGAACUCAACAUUGCAAGCUAGUGUUUGAGAAGUCCUUCAUAUCUAUCAAUGUUAACAGUUACAUAGGUAAUUAUAGUCUGUUGCUAGAUUUGUUCAUGAUAAUGGACACCAGUUCAUACAGUGGCAUAUGGUGAGGAAAACAUUACAGAUAUGUUGUGGGCCCACAUUAAACAUCCAAGGUAGAUACUUCCUCAUCCUAAAGCUUCAUCUUGACUCAUCUAUCCCUUUCUAUCUGUGUAUCUUUGUCUGUCUAACCACUCUUGUUUUUUUGUCUUUGUCCAAUGUGGUACUUGUCCAUGGAAUCCCUCUCCAGCCACCAUAGAGGCUUCCAUUUAGAUACAUUUGAGCAAUUAAUUUCUGGUCUGAGUAAAGGAAACAGAGUUUCAAAGUUGUCUGGCAGUCUUGAUGAGUGAGAUUUAUUUCCACAACAUUCACUUCAGUUUGUAAUUUUCACAAGAACAUUGUAUUAAUGUUAUUAAUAAGAAAAUAUUUGUUUAAGAUCUGAAAAUUGUACUCUGUUUAGACCCUGUUCUUUGUUGCAAAUAUCUUAACCCACAAUUACCAAAGGUUUCCAUUCAAUUUUCUUCAUAACCAUGUUUUACUCUUUCUUCUCUCCCAUGGUUUGGUAAACAUGCAUGUGUUUUCAUGAAGACAAGUUGCCUUUUCAGGAGAUAAGGAGUGUAUAGAUAACUAAUAGGAUUAUUUUAUAUAAUUUUUCUGUAGUUUAUUUGAUUGGCACAAUACACUAAGUAAAGACUGUAUUUAAUGCAAAGUCUUUCUCUCACUACGAAUAGACUUUGUAUGUAUUAUAAAGUCUGCUUAAAGCUAAAUCAAACUGUGAAGGCUGUUCUUACAGUUGUCAAUUGCAGAGCAACUGUAACAAAAUUUGUAUACUUCUGUACUAACAUUAUAUAUAUAUGUACUGACUACUUGUUAUUUCUUGAGUGAACUUUGCAACACCAAUUUUUUUUUUAUGAAUUGGUGGAUUUUUUUUUUUAGUAUGUUUAUGAGUGACUGACACUAAAGAUGAAACUUGUAAUGAGUCAUCUUUAUACACCUAAUGAUGAUGUUUCAAUAUAUUAUGGUACUUUAUCCAGUGUGUAGUUUUCUGGUUUAAGAUAAACUAUUUAGCACUGAAACUGUCUGUUAUAUCAAAAGUUAGUCAAAAAAUGUUUAUAUGACAUUUGUACAAGUCUUUGUAUAUAUUAUCUGGUCAGUAUUUUUUUUCAAGACAGGUAACUUAAAUGUUGUUUAUAGAAUAUUUGUAUAUAAAUGUUUUCCGAGCA